Molecule: messenger RNA, 2116 nt
Organism: Carya illinoinensis
Lineage: Eukaryota; Viridiplantae; Streptophyta; Magnoliopsida; Fagales; Juglandaceae
Product: protein DETOXIFICATION 49-like
Exons: 2
Coding region: 382-1932 (516 amino acids)
Biological process (GO): xenobiotic detoxification by transmembrane export across the plasma membrane
Cellular component (GO): membrane
Molecular function (GO): xenobiotic transmembrane transporter activity; antiporter activity
Source: RefSeq, a predicted model, not a curated record
ACUGCCACCAACUGUUUGAAGUCCUUCCCAGAAAAUGACGACAACCCGCAUGGCCACCUCUGUAUCUUGCCCAAAUCGUCUUCGAUCUCUUCACCAGUAUAAACUUAACCAACCCACAGAGAGAGAGAGAGAGAGAGAGAGAAGGGACUUGAAACUCUGAAACUAUCUAAACGUCUGAGAUAGAGUAGCACUGUAGCAGGGAGAUUGUGAAAGGGAGGGGAGUCCCAACUUUAUUUCCUGAAAAAAUCUCCUCUUCUUCGAGUUUGCUUGUCAUCUUCUCAAAAUUUUUUUUCACGUUCCUUUGCUGUCCAGUAAGCAAAUAUAAUCUCAAACAUAGUUUUAUCAACAACAAUUUGGAGUGGAAAUUGUUGCGUUUCGAAGAUGUACCAGGAUGCGCCUUUAGCCCCAUUAUUAUCUUACUACGAUUCUUCGAAGUUGGAAGGAUGCGCAGAAAAUGAUGCAUCAUUAGGUGUCGAUGAACAAAAUUCUCAACACUUCCGACUCAGUCUUUCAGAGGUCGCUGAAGAGAUCAAACAGCUAUACAUCAUAGCCAUUCCAAUGAUAAUCACAGGCCUCUUCAUCUACGGUAAAUCUGUAAUAUCAAUGUUCUUCAUGGGGAAAUUAGGGAAGGAGGCAUUAGCUGGUGGCUCUCUCGCAAUCAGCGUAGCUAACAUCUCCGGUUACUCUGUCAUUUCCGGCCUAGCGCUGGGCAUGGAAGGGAUAUCUUCCCAAGCCUGCGGGGCCAAGCAAUGGCCUCUCAUGGCUCAUACCCUCCAGCGCACAAUCAUUAUGCUCAGUUUAGUCUGCAUGCCCAUUUCAUUAUUGUGGCUGAACUUUGAACCCAUCCUUGUCUUCUGUGGCCAAAACCCGACCAUUUCAUCCAUUGCCAGUACCUAUCUCGCAUUUUCUCUCCCAGACCUCCUCUUCCAGUCCCUCAUCAACCCUCUCAAAAUCUACCUCAGAACCCAAAAUAUAACACUCCCUCUCAUGCUUAGCGCCGCUUUCUCUCUCACUCUUCACGCACCAAUUAACUUUUUCAUCGUCCAUAAUCUUAAUCUCGGCAUCCGGAGCAUUGCCUUGGCCGGCGCCUUAACAGACCUAAAUCUCCUUGUCAUGCUUUUGCUUUACAUACGCAUUUCUGGUACUUGUAAGCAAUCAUGGCAAGGCUGGUCAUGCCAAUGCUUCAAGGAUUGGAAACCAAUUCUCGGCCAAGCCAUCCCUAGUUGUAUCUCCUUGUGCUUAGAGUGGUGGUGGUACGAGAUAAUUAUACUACUUUCAGGGCUCCUCGCAAACGCCACCGAGGCAGUGGCCACCAUGGGAAUUCUUAUACAGGCAACUGCAUUAGUUUACAACUUCCCAAUUGCAUUGAACCAAGCCGUGUCAACGCGGGUUGGCAAUGAGCUAGGCGCAAACCGACCUAAUAAAGCGAAGAAAUCGUCCAUUGUUGCACUCUCAUUUGCCAUUCUCACCGGCCUCAAGGCCAUGCUGUUCAUGAUGACCAUGAGAAACGCUUGGGGUAGGAUUUUCACCACCGAUGAAGAGAUACUGUCAUUGACGGCGGUGGCAAUGCAGGUGGUGGGACUCUGUGAACUCGGGAACUGCCCGCAGACCACAGUUUGUGGGGUGCUGAGGGGCAGUGCAAGGCCAAGUUUGGGAGCAAACAUCAACCUGGUGUCUUUCUACGGCUUCGGAUUGCCGGUGGCAAUUUUCAUGGGCUUCGUGAUGGACAUGGGAUUGUUAGGCCUUUGGUUCGGCUUGCUAGCUGCCCAGGCUGUGUGUGCUGCUGUAAUGGUGGUUGUGUUGAUGAGAACAGAUUGGCCACUACAAGUAGACAGAGCCAAAGAACUCACUGGUACUUGUGUGGUGGAAGCACGUAGUCAUAAUGAAGGUGAUCACCUUAACGGCUUACUAUCAGUCGUGCUCUUAAAUUAGGAUUAGCGCUCAAAGGUUCACAGUAAAUUAAGUUAUAGACCAUAGGCCGAUUGAAGAGAGAGAGAGAGAGAGCUCAUAUAUAGUUGGUCCUUUUUUUUUAGUCGUGUGUUUACUGAUCCCCAGCACUUAAGAGUUUUGUAAAUUUGAAGUUCCUUUAAUUUGAAUGAGUUUUAUAUAAUUACGA